UCAAAUAAUACAUCUUAAUGGGUGUAUAUUUUUUUUCAAGUGACUUACCUACUUACACUGGAAAGCAUUUAGAGAAGAAAUUACAUUCUUGUGAAAAACAAUUCAGUCUCCUGCUGUCCAAGGCCUGCUUGGUGAAUGUUUGUUCAACCAAAUUGUGCCAGGUCGCACCAGCAUCAUUUCAACUGUCCCUGUCAAUGCGUGGCAUGUUAGUUGGAGUGCUUGUCAUGCAGCAAGGAGCUGUGGGAGGCAUCCUUAGGGCUCCUCUCUGUAUGCAUAGUUCAGACAGUGGGGGGAGACUGGAGGAGGGGUGGAUGGAUGCACUCUGUGCAGAACAGCUGCGACAGCUGGCAGCCUGUUUCUCCAGUGCCUCAAACGUUGAGCUCUGUCAGGCUUGGUGCUGUGACCACUUUCCCGGGGAGCCUGUUCCAGUAGCCAGCCUCCCUCCAGGUGAAGGACCUUUUCUUGAUAUCUGCUCCAUCUGAGUGAGGAGACCCAGGAGCUCACACCCUUUGUGCGCAUCCUAACUCCUCUGUGGUACAAUUCCUCAUGCGCUCAGGCUCAUUGCAUUUCUGCCUUUACUAUUCUGAAUAUGAGAGGGUGCUAAAUACAGGGUUUGGAUACCUGCAGUGAUUGCUAAUAUGCAUAAAAUAGUGCAGUUACAAAAAAUUGAAUGCUUUAGUGUUCCUCUAUUUUUUAUUUACAUUGAGAGGCUACCACUGUGGUAUUCAGACUAUACGUUUCACUAGCAACAAAACAUUCCCAAGAGGAUGCUAUACAUUUGUGAAUUAAGUGACCAGCUUGCUUUUGACUGUUGAUGAUUUCUUUAAUCCAUAUCCCAGAUCUUCCUUAGCUGAAAAAUGUCAGUAUUGAUCUUUCCUUACAAAGCAUUUUGAGACAUUCAGGCCAAAUAUUUGAGCUAAGCAUAAUUUUGUUCCCUUUCUCUUCUUUUGUUUGUCCUUUCCCAGUUAAUCAGUUAUGCCAUAGAUAUAAGGCUGGACUCUAUCCAAGGGAAGCUUUGGCUGAUAUCUUAAUCCACUGUGUUCUUCAUAGCCUGCAGUAUUUUUGCAUUUGUUGACAUUAUUCAUCUUGUUUGGUUUUGGUCUUGUUUACUUUGAAAGGUAAAAUCUCUGUCCAGGAGAUAACUUAGUUACAAAAAGAAAAAUGUAUGUAUUACUCAUCAUAGAUGUCAGUAACUGAGUCUGUAUCCAUAAUUCUCAUAUAUUGGUGAGCUCUCAAAGCAGGAAAAAUGGAGCUGUAGUGAAAAGUGGGAAAAGGCCAGCAGGUGUUGUUUCUUUUCUUGGUUACUUUUGGCUCAUACAGCAACUGCUGCGCUUUGCAGGAUGAAAAAGAGCUUGGUGCAUUUUCCACUAAAAUUCCACUCCUUUUCUUUCUGCACAGGAGACUCAAAUAGAUCUUGAUGUGUAUCCAAAAUCCUGAAUUAAAGACCAAAUGUUCUGGGAAACAGCGUCUUGGGGAGUUUCUGUGGGUUCUUAUUCCACCAAGUGCUCUUUUGAACAUUCUUGCUGUUGUGCACUUUGUUCUGUGUCUUCACGGGUACUGAAGAAUUUAAGAGGAUAGAGCAAGUUGACGUAAAAAACAUCAGCUAAAGGCAACCUUUCUGUUUUAUUGAUCCCUCUGAGUCUGCUUUCAGUUAAGAACUAUUGGAUUCAUAAAUAUAAUACAAAUUGAUAUGAACAAAUGAUAAGAUAAUGAACGACAUGAUUGAUGAAGUUUAAUAUUUUAAUAUGAUUUAUGAAGUUUAAUUUACAUUAUAUCUUAUUUUCCUGGCAAACCGUUAGGAUGUGAUGAGUGAAGCCUGAAAGCUCAGGUCAUUGCAUUUAAAAAAAAAAACCAAACCAACAAAACCCAAUCCAAUUUAAAUCUUUUCCCCUCCUCACCCUCUGUCCUUAACUCCUUGUCCCCUUUUCUCUUAAACUUCACGUUGUCAGUAGGUGAACACGUUUUCCACCUUCCUUCCACCUCGGACAGGAGCAGCAACACAAAGCAACUUUUCUAGAAAGAAUUAAACCCCUCUUCCUAUGUCUUGCAGUUCAGCCAUCUCAGUGGUCCAGUAACCCAAAGCUGCCUGUGUUCCCUCCCAUCAGCCCCUGAUGCCCUAUAAAAACAUCUCAAAGCCAGACAAACAGAGCAACUCUUCUGGAAGGCUUUGAUCAUGAGUAUUAUCUAUAUUCUUUGCUUCCUCUUGGUCUUCAACUUAUUUUUAUGUGUGCAUGAUUAUUUGUUGAAUAGCCUCAUGGCGAGGAGCAGCUAUAUACAUUUCUACAGCACAGAGCAUGCUUGGAUUUACAAGCAUUUUAUUCUUGAGGUACACAGCAAAAGAAGGGGCAUCCCCAACUGACUAGCAUGGAUUAGAACUUUUACUUGGGGGGUAGGAACUGGCGCUACCUGCUAAAACAUGGAUCAGGCCAUUUUGGACAGUUAGUGAUUUAAUGGCUUUGUUUUCCUUACCAUAAAGGUUCAGGAUACAAAGCCCAACUCAACUCUGUGUUGAGAUUCAGAGCAAAUGUGUGGAUGGAGAUCAAGUCGUAAGGUUUGACCUUUGCCUGUGAUGAGGGUUGAUGCUGGCAGUGCUGCCUAUCAAGGCUGCCAGUUUUAGGAGCGAUAGCAGCUUUCUGGUGGGGGAAAGCCAUUGGUGCCUGUAUUUGCGCACAGAAUAAAGAAAACACUGUCAGAAGAGAUAUAAAUAGGUAGCAAAAGAGGAAAACAACAAAACCUGCACUUCUGUCUUGCCAUCCCAGGUAAGGGGCAGAUCGUUCUGUGCUUUUUCUGUCUAAACUCUUUGGCUGCUGCACAGAAAGUGCUGCCUCUCUGUCAGAAAUUUGGAUUGGGGUGGUAGUUUCUCCAUUUGCAUGUGGGCCAGCUCUUUCUGUUUCUCACUGGGAGUUUGUUCAGCAUCACUUAAAACCACAGAGAUUGUUUAUUCUCGGUUUUAUACCAUCAGAGAGCUGUACUGUACAUGGAUUUGAGGGGCUGGGGGCUUUGUUUUGUCCCUGCAAAAUACAAAUGAAUUCACAAAGGAAAGCAGCCUUCAAAGUUUUCAAUUAGAACUGGAAUAAUGUUGGUGAUACAGGUUUCAGAAGUUGCAGAACCAGAGAACUCCACAAGACUGGUAGGAAAACCACACUCUUAAGAACUUCCAUAUUCAUAUUCCGUAUUCAUAACAGAAAAAAACAGCUGUAACUCAAAGUUUCUAGAACAGGGUUUAUAUUCCGUUGUUAUGAAAUUGUAUAUUCAGAAUAAAAGCUGUGUUUUGUUAUCUUUUGAUUGGCAAAGAACGAUGAAAAAGUAGAACUGAAUAAAUACAUAAAUGAUGGGAUGUUCACUGAUAGUGGACUGAGGGGAUUGUUGGAUCCUUGGCUAAAUAACAAAACACUGAGCAUGCUGCCAACAAAAUGAUAAAAUUUUGGUAUGUUGCUCAGGUCCAUAAAAUUGGCUAAAUAUAAAGUGUUGCCUCUUCAAAAGCUGUAGAAAUUUUAGGGGCAAAUCACAACUGACAUUCUGUUCACAUGUAUUCUACUUCGAUGUGUAUAUCUGCCUGGGUAAGUGUUACUGGCAAAGAAUAUAAUGAUAAAUUCAUGUUAUAAUUUUGCCUGAAAACCAUAGUUUUAGAGAGGAUUUUAUUUAUUUUCCAGCAAAGACUUCAGCGAUGGUUCACAAAAGAAUCAUGUUCUAUUAAAUUUGGAAAACUUAUCUGUGGAGCUGUAUGGCUGGAUUAAUGAGUAACUUCUACUUCAGUUAGUUGAUGUUCCCUUUCAGUGUAGCAUUUAGGUCUCUUUUUCCCUGUACAAACUCUCCAUGUUCUCUCACUCAGUCACAGCAUUCCAGGAUGUGCCUUUCCCACAGUGAGCUGCAGUUCCUGCUGGUAGGGAUCGUCUGUGUUAUGGAGCUUUGUGUUGUGCCAGCUGCUCUUCAGGAAGAUCCUAAGUGUGGGCAGAAACUUCAAGAGAGAAACUCAUGGAGUUACUGUAACCUUUUCACUCGGAUUGUUGGGGGAACCCAGGUGAAACAAGGCUCACAUCCAUGGCAGGUUUCCCUGAAAAGAAGGCAAAAACACUUCUGUGGAGGCACCAUUGUUUCUGCUCAGUGAGUGGUCACUGCAGCUCACUGCAUCUUGGACAGGAUGAACUUACUUCAGGACUUUUUUGUCACUGCACGAGAGCAUGAUUUGAGGCUCAGGGAGAAUGGUAAGCAGACACUGCCUAUUAAAUCUGUCAUGAAGCAUCCAAACUGUGACCCCAGAAGGCCCAUGAACUAUGAAGUUGCCCUUCUGAAGCUGGAUGGAGCCUUCAUUUUCAGUUCAACAGUUUUACCAGCAUGUCUUCCUCACCCAGCUGAAAAGUUUGAAACAGGACUUGUCUGCACUGCUUGUGGUUGGGUUGCUUAGAUGAAAGUAAAUGGACUGCUCCCUCAGGUCUUAUAUGAAGUUGAUCUGCCAAUCCUAAACAAAAAAGAGUGUUCAAAAGCAUUAUCAACUUUAAAGAAAAGCAUUCAAGGUGACACUAUAAUGUGUGCUGGAUUUCCAGAUGGAGGAAAAGGUGCCUGCCAGGGAGACUUAGGAGGCCCCCUUUUGUGUUGACAACAUAAGCACGGUGCCUGGACUCUUGCUGGUGUGAUCUCCUGGGGGAUGGGAUGUGCCCGUGGCUGGAUAAGUAACGAGAAGAAACAUUACAACAGGGGAUCUCCUGGAAUAUUCACAGACCUCAGUGCAGUACUUUCCUGGAUUUUAGAGAACAUGAGUGCUGAUCUGAAAACGAAAAACUCUACAGCAUUUUGUAGUGCUCAGAAUGGCAAACUCCGUGACAGUGAAAGGGAAUUACAUUUUCCUGGAAGUCCCAAACAAUUCUAUGAAAACCAUCAAUUGUAUAUAUGGACUCUAUUUGUGCCAGAAGAGAAUUACAUAUGGCUUGAUUUUUUCCACUUUGAUAUAAAGCCAGAAACAUUCUGUGACUGUAUUUCUUUAUCAGUGUAUUCAAAAGAUGACAGACUCGUGGGGAAAUUCUGUGGAGGAGAUCCUCCAUUACCUAUUUUGUUUGGCUCCAAUAGAAUAAGGUCGAAAUUUGUUUCUGACAGUGAGGAUUAUGGAACCAGUUUUUCCAUGACCUACAAAGCUAUUACACCAGAUAUUCUUCCUGAUUCUGGCUGUGAGUCCCUAGCUGUCUUUUUUGAAGAAGGAGUCUUACAGAGUACAAACUACCCAUAUUACUGCAACAUGACAGACUGUCAAUGGAUUAUUUAUACACCAGAGGAUCAUGUAGUCAAGCUUACCUACCAGUCCUUUGAAGUAGAAGAGAGCAAAGAUUGCUUCUAUGAUGCUGUGACUGCGUAUGAAGAUGUGAGAAAAGAGGAGGAAAUCACCAAGUCUUGUGAAUUUGCCCUACCAGCACUUGUCAUAAGCUCCUCUGCUGAGAUGUUGGUUGUCUUUCACUCUGAUGAACAAGAGACCUUUGGAGGAUUCAGAGCUACGGUCUCUUUUGUUCCUGUAGCAGAUUUAUAUACAUUGAAUUCAACUAGUGAUGAAGAAUCUGGAGUCAUGGAUGUGCAUAUGACUGAAGAAGAAAUACAGGUUACAAGAGAUGAUAUUUGUGGAAUGCUUUCAAAUCAGCCCAAGUUCAUCUUCAGCAGGAUAACUGGAGGUGAAGAAGCUGUACCAUACUCCCAGCCUUGGUAUGUCAGUGUACAAAUUUCAGAUGAGCAUAUCUGUGGAGGAGCAGUUCUUGCCAAAGAAUGGGUCAUCACAGCUGCCCACUGCCUUGAUUCCAAGGAACUCCACAGAGAUUUAUGGAUGGUAGUAACAGGACUUCAUGAUCUUACAGAGCAAGAGUACAGACUAUGUGGUACUAUGUGUUCUGCUUAGUAAUAAAAUAUAAAUCUAUCUUGCAAAAUUGUUUUUAAUGUAAAUACAUCUCUCAUAUUGUUGGUGAUGCGGCAAUGUAACAGCUUGCAGAGUGACCUUAAUCUGCAUUUACACAACAGCUUCUGUGUGUAUCAACAAAUAGUAUCAACACAGAUCUGUGACUUCACCAGUAAUGAGCUCUGAAGAUCAGUAUCCCGGAGGAUGUGGGAUUGAGAAGAGUAUUGUCUGUAUGUUCACUAGUGACUAUCAGCAAGACAGAAUAACUGAGGCACAACUUGCCACUUCACUCACAUCGGACAAAUGUUUUUCCAAGACUUUCUUCCUACACUUGUUGGAUGGAGUUUCCAGUACAUUCCCCGUUCCAUGUCACAGAUGCAUAACCUUGACUUGUUAAUACAAGAAAGCUGGUGUCUUCAGCAGCUGCUUUUAAAUGUAUCCUCCUUGUGAGGAUAUGUAUCUUGCAUAUAAGAUACAUAUAAGAUGUGUAUAAUCACUUAGUUGCUAUUCUGUUUUACUUAAUAGGAACAAGGUGACUUAAAAUACCUUUUAAGUUUUUAUCUGUUUAUUAAUUUAACACAAGAAUUUCAAAUGGAUAUGUUCAGAAAAAUGAAAGGGUGAAGGGAAAUCUACAGGUGAUGUCAGCUAUGCUGAUACUGAAUGCAGUGGUUAUAUGCUGAUAAAUCAAUAUCUCUUAUGAAAAUUCCUUUCAUCUAUUCAGUAGGCUACUAAAUAUUGGUAUUUCAUUGGCUUGUUAGGGGACUUACUGUUUGCUUGAUACUGACCAUUUGUGUUUCUCUUAGUAUGGUUUUACAAGUAGUCUAGUUUGACUUUUGUUUGUUGCAUCUUUUUAGUCUACUUUACAGCGCCAGUGUCUUUUAGCAAUAAUGUGAACUUUUUUGUGAUGCAAAUGAAAUCUGAUUAAAAUAAAUAAAUAAGUACAAAGUUACUUUCAAUGGAGCUCAUGUAAUGGAAUUCUGUUUUAGUUUUUACAGUUUGUAUGGAGACCUCUUUAAUUCUUUACAGUUACAUGAGGCUUUCCCAAACCCUACAGUCAAAAGGUAGGAUACUAGCAGGCUACCUGAGUAGUGAGUCAGGCUCAAGUUCUCUGCAUGUUUAAAAUCUGGAUAUAAGCCUUCUGUUGUUGUGUAAGUAAAAAUAUCUAUAUAUCU
Molecule: messenger RNA, 7044 nt
Organism: Myiozetetes cayanensis
Lineage: Eukaryota; Metazoa; Chordata; Aves; Passeriformes; Tyrannidae
Gene: OVCH2
Product: ovochymase 2
Biological process (GO): proteolysis
Molecular function (GO): serine-type endopeptidase activity
Source: RefSeq, a predicted model, not a curated record